AUGCAUGGCACUGGAUCAUUGCCUUCUACACCUUCAAAAGGAUUGACAGAAGUAUCUACUAAUUGUUCAUCAUAUAAAGAGAAUCUUCCGCCACGAAUGUCUUUGUCGCCGUAUAAAAUACAAUCACCUAAUCAUUUGAUGGAGAGAGCAUCAUUAGAUGAUCUUAAAAAGUUAAAUAGAAGUACUGUUAGCCAUCUUCAAACACUUUCUAAGUUGACAUCUGGAAAUGGCACGGAAGGCCUUUGUAUCCCGGGAGUUACUAAAGGAGCAGAAGAUGUUACUGGUAUGCAAGGAAGGAUACGUUUGCAGAAGGCAAUGGGGAAUAGGCUUUUUUCAUGGUCGAAAACUUGGAUGGAUAAACAACGUGCUAAUAUACAGGCGUAUGAGUAUUUAUGCCAUAUAGGGGAAGCAAAGGAAUGGAUAGAAUCAUGCAUUGGAGAAAAAAUUCCAGCUAUAUUAGAAUUGGAAGAGUCUUUACGUGAUGGUAUUAUUUUAGCAAGACUUGUUAAGGUAUUUGCACCGGACUUGGUCCCAAGGAUUUUUGAAGCUACUAGGCUACAAUUUCGACAUAGUGAUAAUAUCAAUCGUUUUUUUCAAUUUAUUGAAAAAAUGAAUUUGCCAAAUAUUUUUAGAUUUGAACUUACAGAUCUUUAUGAAAAGAAGAAUAUUCCGAAAGUUAUUUAUUGUAUUCAUGCUCUUUCGUUUUUACUUUCGCAUGCUGGGCUUGCUGUAUCAAUUGGGAAUUUAAUUGGAAAACUUGAAUUUACUGAUGAAGAAAUAAAAAAUACACAACGUGAUCUAGACAUAGCUGGAGUAAGUCUCCCUAACUUUAAAAAUAUUGGGAAUGCAUUUGCUGGUGAAAUAGAUGUAUCUAAAGAAAAAAUAAACAAAUCUAAUGAAUACUCUCAUUUUGAGAAGGAUGCUUUUGCUUUAAAAUUUCAAACUGUUUGUAGAGGGUUUCUUUUCCGUAAAAAAUUAUUGGAAAAAUUUCAAGAUCUUUUGUAUGAAGAAGAUAUGAUUUUAGCCUUACAAGCAUGUAUAAGAGGCUUUUUUGUGCGAAAAGUAUUUUCUAAAAAAGUUAUUGAGUAUCGUAGAUUUAAAGAAUGGACAAGAAAAAUACAGGCUGUAUCAAAGGGUUAUCUUAUAAGAAAAUUUUAUUUAAGAUGGAAAAGUUCAAUUCAUUAUUAUGAGGAUUUUGUUAUUAAAAUUCAAACAAUUAUUCGGGGAAAUUUUGCACGGAAACAAUAUUGUUUUUUAGUAGAUAGUCUUGUGUUCAAUACUGAAUCGGUUAUUAAAUUGCAAUCAUAUUCUCGAGGUAUGCUUACUCGACGUGCUUUUGAUAAAAUCAUUAUGCGUUUUCAAUUAAUGAAGCAAUAUUCUGUUCCUUUACAAGCACAAUGUCGUGGAGUUUUAAUUCGAAAGAAACUUGAAGAUAUCCUUAUAUCUUUGCAUUCCGGAAAUGAUACAAUUGUGCUUUUUCAAAGUCAUAUUCGAGGAAUGUUAGCUCGUAGUAAAUUUAAUAGUAAAAUGGAAUAUUAUAAGGAGAAUAUGCAGAAAAUAAUUAAAAUUCAAAGUUUUGUUCGUGGAAAGCUUCAAGGUCGAGCUUAUAAAAGUCUUAUUGUUGGGAAAAAUCCUCCAGUUGGAACUAUUAAAAACUUUGUUCAUUUGUUAAAUGAUAAUAAUUUUGAUUUUGAAGAAGAAAUAGAAAUGGAAUCUCUUAGAAAAUUAAUUGUUCAGUGUGUUCGAGCUAAUGAAGAUGCUGAGGAGCAUAUUGCUCAAUUAGAUCUUAAAAUUGCUUUAUUAGUUAAAAAUAUGGUCACUCUUGAUGACGUUAUUCGUCAUCAGAAGCGAUUUUCUUCGGGAAAUUUGUUUCAUUCUUAUUUUGAAAGGUCUUCAGAAAAUUCAUUUGAUUUAAAAGCGCUUAACAAAUCUUCUCGAGAAAAAUUAGAACUUUAUCAAGGGUUCUUUUUUCUUUUACAAACUUGUCCUGAAUAUUUUGCUCGUUUAUUCUCUAGUUACUGUGAUAGAGGAGUACCUGAAAAAAAUAUUAAGCAGCUUGAAAGUUUUGUAAUGUGUAUUUUUAGCUAUGCUCAACAACGAAGAGAAGAAUAUUUUUUGUUAAAAUUGCUUCGAAGAUGUAUCAUUGAAGAGCUUAUUAGAGUUGAAAAUAUACAGGAGUUUUUCAAACGCAAUUCUUUAUGGAUAAAAAUUGUUGUUUCAUAUAAUAGAAAUGUUAAAGAAAGAAAAUAUUUAAAAAAUCUUUUUAAACCUUUAAUCAAAAAAAUGAUUGAAAAUAACCAUCUUGACCUUGAAAGUGAUCCUGUAAUGAUAUAUUAUUCAAUAAUUAAUAAGGAAGAGCUUAUGACCGGUGAAAGAACUAAACGUUCAGUUAAUCUUGAAAGAACUGAAGCAAUUCAAGAUCCAGAAACUAGAGAUCUUUUCAUCAAACAUCUUCAAGAUCUAAGGGAUUGGACGGAAAAGUUUAUCGAUGCUAUUGAAGCUAGUGUACAUGAGAUGCCAUAUGGGCUAAGAUAUAUAGCAAGAGAAACUUAUCGUACAUUAUUGACAAGAUUUUCUGAUCAAUCUCCAUCGGAAAUCCUCAAAUUUAUUGGAUAUAUAAUACAUUAUCGUUAUCUUAAUCCAGUUAUAUUGGCACCAGAUUCAUUUGAUAUUAUCGAAAGCACUAUUCCAACUUUGCAGCGAAAAAACUUAGCAGAAAUUUCUAAAAUACUCGUUCAAAUUACAACAGGGAAACUAUUUGAUAAAAAUGAUGUAUUUCUUCAACCUCUUAAUGUAUAUGUUGAAACAGCAAUUCAAAGGAUGAUUAAAGUUUUAAAAACUGUAAUUGAUGUACAAGAUGCUGAACGAUAUUUUGAAAUGGAUGAAUUUGAUGAUCUUACUUCUACACAAAAACCAAUUUUAUAUAUUAAAACUUCUGAAAUAUUUCUUAUCCAUUCUUUAGUUUAUAAUGAGAUUGAUAUAAUGGCGCCGAAUCAAGACGAUCAGUUACGAGAUAUUGUUAAGCAACUUGGAUCAUUGUCAAAUAAUGAAGAAUUUGUUAAAAUAUCAAGUAGCGAGAUUGAUCUUAUAUUAAGUCCUAGACUUGUUCAUGUAGAAAAUUCUAAUUCUGAAAUUCGUUCUUUAUUUGUUGAAACAAAGCAUUAUAUUCUUUAUAUUAUUCGAGUUCAAACAGGGUCAAAUUUAAUGGAAAUACUUAUUAAACCAGUGCAUCCAGAUGAUGAGAUAAAAUGGAAACAAAUUUUAAGUGAAGAAAAUAAGGAUACUACUUAUUUGAAUAGAUAUUCUAAGAAUGGCAUAUGUAAUAUUAAAGAAAUGUUAUUUUCUGAUGUUAAGGCUGUUGCUCUUGAAAAUAUUUUGAAGCUUGAAUCCGAAGGUAUAAUUACUAGAUCUAAUAACUAUCAAAGUUUCUUAAAUGCAAUUGCUACGGAUAUUCGUACAAAGCAUCGUCGUCGUGUACAGCGACAGGCAGAACUUGAAAGUGCUAGGCAAACAUUAGCUCAUUUAUAUGAGAAAGCAUCAUAUUUAAAAUCUCAAUUAGAAAGUUAUAAUGACUAUAUAGAAAAAUCAUUAAUUUCACUACAAACUAAAAAAGGAAGGAGAAAAUCUGUUAUUCCUUUUACUAAGCAAUAUUUUCAUCUAAGGGAUUUAAAAAGAUCUGGUCAAAUGCCAAAAUUUGGGUCUCAUAAAUAUUCUGGUCGGCAACUUUUUGAUAAAGGAGUAAUUAUUUCAAUAGCUGGACAAGAUGAAAAAGAUUAUGGAAAAUUUGACUUUACCAUUUCCUCUGAUAACAUUGGUAUUUUUAUUAUUGAAGCUGCUUUUGGUCCUCUUCACACCCCAACAACUAGUAUAGAAUUAAAACUAGAUGAUUUACUUCAGGCGCAAUAUAAUAAGAUUCAAAUUUUGCCUUUAUUUGAAGGAUUAGUAAAAAUUAAUGUCAAUUUAAUGUUGCAUAUGAUUUUUAAAAAAUUUUAUUCCAGUUCGUAA
Molecule: messenger RNA, 4005 nt
Organism: Pneumocystis jirovecii RU7
Lineage: Eukaryota; Fungi; Ascomycota; Pneumocystomycetes; Pneumocystales; Pneumocystaceae
Exons: 18
Coding region: 1-4005 (1334 amino acids)
Biological process (GO): regulation of actin cytoskeleton organization; mitotic actomyosin contractile ring assembly actin filament organization; regulation of GTPase activity
Cellular component (GO): cytoplasm; mitotic actomyosin contractile ring
Molecular function (GO): GTPase activator activity; calmodulin binding; actin filament binding
Source: RefSeq, a predicted model, not a curated record